This is a messenger RNA of Adineta ricciae, 939 nucleotides long. The record is from the annotation of a GenBank genome assembly. NCBI's taxonomy places the organism in Eukaryota, Metazoa, Rotifera, Eurotatoria, Adinetida, Adinetidae.
AUGAAUAGAUACUUGAAGAUUUGUUCCUCUAUUAUUUCGUACAAUGGAAAAAGUUCAAUUCUUCUAUCCAGAUUUCAGCAUACAUCAACGGCUAAACCGGUUACUUUAGCCGAAGAUGUAUACAAUCCACCAAAUGGUAAAGCCGAUCCAGAGCGAUGCUUGAUUAUAGCACAUGGCUUGUUUGGUUUUCGCACGAAUUGGAGAUCAUUAGCGAAAGCCUUCAGUGAACGUGCAAAUAUUAAAGUAGUAUCCGUUGAUAUGCGCAAUCAUGGUGAUUCUCCGUACACGACAACGAUGACUUAUGAUGACAUGGCUGCAGAUUUGAUGCAAACAAUUCGAAAACAUAAUAUGCCGAAAACAAUCUUGAUGGGUCACAGUAUGGGUGGCAAAGCAGCCAUGCUCGUUGCUUUGCAAGAACCUGCACUAAUACGAAAAUUGAUCAUCGUUGAUAUUGCACCAACAAUCAGCGCAUCAGUAGGAGAAAUUCCGAAGUAUGCUCGCAUUCUAUUGAAUAAUAUACAAAAAAUUCAACAUGAAAAAGAUAUCGUAGCGGCACGACGUGCAAUGGAUAAAAUACUUCAAGAAUCAGCUGAAUCAUUACGACAGAACAAAAGCAUUCGUGAUUUUCUUCUCAUGCUUAUUGCUUCUGAUGAAUCAAGUGGGCAGUUUGUUUGGCGAGCGAAUUUAGAAGUUUUAGAAGAACACAUGGAGGAUAUCAUGCUUUUUCCAACUGAAUUCGAUAAUGCAAAGACUAAUGUGGACACGCUAUUUAUUGCUGGUGGCAAAUCAAAUUACAUAACUGAUCAAUCAAUUCCGAAAAUGAAACGUCUCUUCCCAUCACAUCGCUUGAUUCGUAUUCCAAAUGCUGGACAUUGGGUUCAUUCAGAACGACCACAUGAUUUUUUAAAAUGCGUGUUGCCCGAAUUAGAAAUCAAAUAA